UGUUCGUUUGUUGGGGGCUGGGGGACUGAGCUGGCGUCUCCGAAAUGAGCCGGGCACGCAGACGCUGGAGCAAGGCGGUGGCUGUGGGCGUCCGUGACUUUCUUCUGCCUAUUUAUCUCCUCCUACGUUGUGCCUCCCCCUACCGCAUCUCGGAGAACAAGGCCUCUGCUUCCUCUAAGGAUACUCACACCCAAGGAUCAUGGACUCCUUCAGGAGGGGAAGUGAGCGUUACCUCUGAGGCCACCUUGACGAUCCCUCGGGUCUCUGGUCUUCCAGGAAGUCAUUGGAGGGAGAGAACCACGAUAGUCUAGGCCAGUGCUCUCCAAUAUCGCAUCCAUCAAAUGCUUGAAAUGUCCUUUUUCAAAGUCACAGACACAAAGAGAGCUUUAAUACCUCUGGAGAGAGAGAGCGCAGACACAGGAAGGCACGAAUAUGAGCAUUUCUCUGCGGGUAAACCCGAGUGGAAGCCCAACAAUGGGCGAGCCACGUGACUACGUGCGGACUUGAUAUAUUUGUUUAUUACAACAUGAUGACCGUGUAGCAUUGACUAACGUUUCUGUUGCUGGUUCCUGAUCGUGGUGGUUCCUGUCUCUGGAUGUAUGGGCUUCUCCUGCUUGGCGCUCCCUGGGACUUCUGGUCUCCUAAGACCCUCUUGAUCUGGGAUGGGGGGCAGUGAGGGUGUCCGAGGGCUGGAGGGUCCUGGAUCGCUGAAAAGAGGAGGCUGACCUCUCCUCCCCCUACCCCCAACCCACAGAUUUCCUCAUCUUCCAUGACACCUUCCGGUGGGUGGGGAUGUGUGUGGGCAAACUGGCAGACUGGGAACCAUGGAGUCUGAGGAAAUCUACACGAAGAAGAAGGUCAAGAUGCAGGCGGCAGCCUUCAAAGACAAGAAACAGAGGGCCCCAGUCGAUAAGGAAGGUGCAGAUAACCCUGACUAUGAGAAUAUCACCUUGACCUUCAGAAACCAGGACCAGCUGAAGGGCAGGCAUUCACCAUCCAAGGAUCAGCACAAGCAGCCACCUGUCAACACACACCGCGCAGCCUUGGGAGGGGCCCAUGUCCCCACCCUGUCUAGGCGGCCCUCAGACUCCGCCCAGAUCCCUCAUUGUCUGCACAGAGCCCUUAUGAGCCUGCACGUCAUUCUCAUCCUGUCCUGUGUCAUUCUCUUGGCAGUGGUCCUGGCAAAGAAUUCUGAGAUGUCCCGGGAGUUGCUGGUCUUGAAGAGGGAGCUCUGGAAUGUCUCCACCUCGGUGCACGAGUGUCAGAAGGAGCAGAAUCAGGGCUGGAGCUCGGUCCGGCAGCUCGUCAGGGAGGCCAAGCAGGACAUUAUUGUGGUCAAGAGAGAUGUCCAGGCCGAGGGUGAUAAAGUGAAGACGCUAUCAGCAGACAUGAAACAAAUCAAGAAUAAGUUAGAAGAAAUCUCCAAGGCCCUGGAGAAGAGCCCAAGCUCAUAGACCUCAACAGAUGGAGAGACCUCGAAGACCCGGCUGCACCUCCCAGUGAAGCCGGCCACAUGUGUGUAUCAUGGUGUGUUGUGAGCGUAAUGCAUGGCACAGUGGGGGGCUGUGUCAGCAAGGACCCCCAAAAGAGUGUCACUGGGAAUGCGGGUGUUGGUAACAUGGGGAGCCCGGUGACCACGUGCGAGUGUCCUGUGGUAUGUUGUAUAAAUGUGUCCUGGUGGAGCUGUGUGGGGGGCACCCUGUGCACCACUAUGAUUGUGGUCUCACCGUUGUGUGCUGUCAUUGCUUGUGUUGGUGUGAACAGGCGUGUGCCAAGAUGUGUGACUGAUCAUGUCAUCGAGGGUGUUCAGAGCCUGUACACAUGUAUGCCCCUUUGUUUCUGCACUCACGGUUUGUGAUUUGUGAGGAUAAAGGCCAAUGCAAAAGAA
Mustela lutreola (European mink) is the source of this 1888-nucleotide messenger RNA. It is a transcript of the gene MCEMP1, whose product is annotated as mast cell expressed membrane protein 1. The record is from RefSeq and is a predicted model, not a curated record. Bases 825 to 1454 code for a protein of 209 amino acids. NCBI's taxonomy places the organism in Eukaryota, Metazoa, Chordata, Mammalia, Carnivora, Mustelidae. The transcript has 10 exons.